Molecule: messenger RNA, 5674 nt
Organism: Mobula hypostoma (lesser devil ray)
Lineage: Eukaryota; Metazoa; Chordata; Chondrichthyes; Myliobatiformes; Myliobatidae
Gene: noxred1
Product: NADP-dependent oxidoreductase domain containing 1
Exons: 6
Coding region: 4528-5658 (376 amino acids)
Biological process (GO): L-proline biosynthetic process
Molecular function (GO): pyrroline-5-carboxylate reductase activity
Source: RefSeq, a predicted model, not a curated record
AGACCCUUCGUCAGAACUAACUGAAGGAAGAGUGAGUAAGGGAUUUGAAAGCUGGAGGGGGAGGGGGAGAUCCAAAAUGAUAGGAGAAGACAGGAGGGGGAGGGAUGGAGCCAAGAGCUGGACAGGUGAUAGGCAAAAGGGGAUACGAGAGGAUCAUGGGACAGGAGGUCCGGGAAGAAAGACAAGGGGGGGGGUGACCCAGAGGAUGGGCAAGAGGUAUAUUCAGAGGGACAGAGGGAGAAAAAUCACAGGGUAUAGGUUUAAAUUAACAACUUUAACUAAUUGCAUAGGUACAGGAGCUCCCAAUAAUGAGGUUAAAUAAAACUGUUUUACAACUUUCAGUUCCAGGUCUACCCAAAUUGGCUGAUCACUCUUAUCAACCCAGUAUAACCAAAAAGACAUGUAUCGCACAUUAACAGCCCAAUAAUACAUUCUUGGAUUAGGCAAAGCAAGACCUCCAUCCUUUUUCAAUUUUUGUAAAUGACAUUUACUAAUUCUUGGUCUUUUAUUAUUCCAAAUAAAAGAUAAAAUAAUAGAAUCAAUCCGAUCAAAAAACUUCCUAGUCAAAAAACAGGAAUAUUCUGAAAUAAAUAUAAACAUUUCGGUAAAAUCAUCAUUUUAACUAUAUGAAUAUGACCAACAAGUGAAAAUGUAAGUGGACUCCAUCUACUAAAUAAAUACUUCAUAGAGUCUACUAAGGGAACAAAAUUGGCUUUAUAAAGAUCCUUAUAUUUUUAAGUAAUCAUAAUACCUAGAUAUCUAAAAGAGUCUGCAACUUUAAAAGGAGUAUUAUCAUACUGUGUUUUCUUUCCCUCCCCCCAGUUAGUAAAAAAGUAGAGUAACCUUGUGAAAAAAAGUCUCAGCAAAAAAAGGUAUUUACAUUCCAUCGACUAAUAAACAAGAAAGAACCAAAAUAAUAUUAUCUCUUAGAGAGAAAAACCAGCACCAUCUUCAAGUUUAAUAUUAAUUCCUUAAAAAAGCUUUAAAUUCAAUUAUAGAAUGUUAUAAUAAAACAGGAAAAAUAUAUCAAAAACCCUAUUAGUAGGAAAAAACUACCAAUUAGCUAAUUAAAAAAAAGAAACAAACCAAGUAUUAAAUUAAAGGAACAAAUCCCCUUAUCUUUUUCUCUCAGUCGUAGAAUUUCAGAGAUCAUUUAGACAGAGAUACUUAAGCCAUAAGUCUUUCCAAAGGAAAACCAACAAUAUGCAAUGAUGAAUAACUCUCCUUGUCUUCUUUAAUUAGUCUCUCAAUGAAAUAUACAAAUGAUCUUCAUAAAUCUUCUUUCCAAAAUGCAAAUAAUAUACAGAUAGCCAAACAGACUUUCAGAUAGAUCAUUCAACAGCGGCGGGUAUAGUCUGAACAAAGUCCAGUGCAGCUUUUGGAUCAAAAAAAGUAUGAGGAGGAGAAUUAGCAGGAAAAAUUUUAAUUCUUGUCAGGUACCUCAAAUACGGAAGAAGUUUUUUUUAUCAUAUGCUUGUUUCAUUACCAGGGCAAAUUUUGCUCUUUGUUCCAUUAUCUCUCUUGGAUAAUCUUCGUAAAAGCGGAGCUCAGAUUCUAUAAAUCUAAAAACUUUCUGUUUUCUUGCCUGUCGUAUUAUUUGAUCUUUAAUUUUAAAGUGAUGAAAGCAAACCAGAACAGAUCUUGGUUUACUAGAAUCCUUCAAUUUCAAGAUAAACGCCCUGUGUGCCCUUUCUAUAGCAGGCAACUAUAGAAAUAAAGUGUAGAAAAGCUUACCAAAGUAAGCCGUUAGAUCUCCAUCUUCAGCUCCUUCUUGCGACCCAACAAUUCGUAUAUUCCUUCGUCGAGACUUAGUUUCCAGGUCUAUAAUCUCAUUUUGAUAUCUUUCCAAACGAGUUGUAACUUCAGACAACUUUUGCUUAGUUAUCUUCAAUUCCUCUUUGUGUGAAAUAACUUGAGUUUCCAGGUCUUUAAGUUUUCCCAGAAAUGACUUCAUUUCAUUACUAUUCUUUUCCAGUUGGUCUUUAAUUGAUCCAUUCUGAUCCUUAAUUCGAUUCAGUGAUUCGAACGAUAUCUUCAGCCCACGAUGGCAUUUCAUCAGAUCUUUCCUUUUGCACCUUUCCUUUCCCAUUACCUUUAUCACUAGGUUCAGGUAAAUUCUUCCCAUUUCUUGUAGACAUAGACAUAUUGAUCCCAUCAAGAAUCAGCAAGUAAAAAUUUUAAAUUCAAAGCUUAAACUGGGGGUAGAGAAAGGAAACUAAGAGCAGCACAAAAAUACUGCUACUCCAUUUGCAGACAGGGCGGUCCUCCAACUAGGGUAAUGGUAGGAAGAACAAAGGGAUCUGGGAAUACAGGCCCAUAAUUCUUUGCAAGUGGAAUCACAGUUAGAUAGGGUUGUCAAGAAAGCAUUUGGCACAUUGUCCUUUAUAACUCGAUGUAUUGAGUACUGAAGAUUGGAUGUGAUGGUGAGGCCUAAUCUGGAGUAUUGUGUGCAGUUUUGGUCACCUACCUACAGGAAGGAUGUAAAUAAGGUUGAAAGAAUACAGAGAAAAUUCACAAGGAUGUCAGCGGGUCUGGAGGACCUGAGUUAGAAGGAAAGAUUCAAUUGGUUUGGACUGUAUACUUUAGAACAUAGAAGAUUGAGGGGAGAUUUGAAAGACGUAUACAAAAUUGAGGAGUAUAGAUAGGGUAAAUGCAAGCGGGCUUUUUCCACUGAGGUUGGGUGGGUCUACAACCUAAGGUUAUGGGUUAAGGAUAAAAGGUGAGAAGCUUAAGGGGAACAUGAGAGGAAACUUCUUCACUGAGGGUCAUGUGAGUGUGGAAUAAGCUGCCAACACAAGUGGUGCAUGUGAGCUGAAUAUCACCAUUUAAGCGAAGUUUGGAUCUGGAUAGUAAUGAUAUGAGUAAUGAGUCCUUAGGUUGUGGCAACAGUUCAGUGAUGGUUGAGUGAAGUUAUCCCCUGUGGGAUAGAAAUAGCAAUAAAUAAUGAGCAAGAAAUAACAAUAUGGAGUCCUUAAAGAGAGACCAUUGGCUGUGGGAACACCAGAAGCAGAACGAGUGUAGAUGACUGAGGAGUAAAUACUGUCCCUGAACCUGGUGGUGUGGGUCCUAAGGCUUCUGUAGCACCUUCCUGAUGGCAGCAACAAGAAGGAGCAUAGCUUGGAUGGUAGGAGUCUUAAAUGAUGAAUGCUGAUUUCUUGCAACAAUGCUUCAUGUAGAUGUGCUCAAUGUUGGGAGCGCUUUGGCCACGAUGGAUCGGGUCAUAUCCACUACUUUUUGUAGGCUUUUCUGUUCAAAAGUAUUUGUGUUUCCAUACCAGGCCAUGAUACAACCAGUCAAUAUACUUUCUACCACACAUCUAUAGAAGUUUGUCAAAGUUUUAGAUGGUGCUGAAUCUUUGCAAACUUCUAAGAAAGUAGAGGAGCUACUUUACUUUGUUAGGUGCUGGACCCAGGAUAGAUCCUCUGAAAUGGAGGCUGGACUUCAAUAUCUGCUGACCUUCUCCACCUCUGAUCGCAUGAUGAGGACUGGCUCAUGGACCUCUGCUUUCCUCCUCCUGAAGUCAGUAAUAAGCUCCUUGGUCUUGCUGACAUUGAGUGAGAGGUUGUUGUUAUAGCACCACUCAGCCAGAUUUUCAGUCUCCCUUCCAUAUACUGAUUCAUCACCACUUAUGAGACAAUAGUUAACCAAUUUACAAGGGUGUUACUAGGACUGGAGAGCUUCAGUUAUAAGAAGAGGUUGGAUAGGCUGGUGCUCUUUUCUCUAGAGCAUAGGAGGCCGAAGGCUGAUUUUAUAUAAGUUUAUAAAAUCUUGACAGGCAGAGAUAAGCUGCAUGGUCAUGGUCUUUUCCUCGAGGUAGAAGAGUCUAAAACUGGAGAGCACAGGUUUAAGGUGAGAGGGGAAGAAAUUUAAGUAGGACCUUAGAUGGUGAUGGGUAUAAUAAAGCCAGUUCCCAGAGGCUGUUGUGGAGGUGUGUAUAAUUACAAAGUUUAAAAGAUGCAUGGAUAGAGAAGGUUUACAGAAAUCUAUGCCAAAUUGAGGCAAAUGAGUCCAACACAUAAAAGGUUGAAGGAACGUAAUAAACUUUUCCCCCAUAGCCGCUGAGUCCCUCCAGCAGAUUUCGUGAUGAUCCAGAUUGCAGUGGCUGUCGUCUCCUAUGUCUCCCUCAUCAUUGAGCCUGUCUCCAUAUGGUCCUCUGUCUGAACCCUCACUUAACCCCUCUCCUCCAUUUCAGGUUUUAAGCUGUAACCGCUCCAGCCUCCCCUUCAGUCCUGGAGAAGAGUCCUAACCAAAUAUUGACGGGCUUUCUCCUUCCGCGAAGGAGGCUUGAUCGAGUUCUUCCAGCCUUUCUGUUUAGUGUCAUCACUGCAGCAGCUGCAGGGUUAUUCGCUUGACCGUCUCCCGUCAGUUGCUAUGGUGACGGAGCAGCCAAGGCUCUUCUGGUGACGGAACGGUCGUUGCCUGGCGACGGAGUCGUGGAGGAGAAGCGGCCGCGAUCAACCGUUGUUAUGGUGACGGAGUAGCCGCGGCUCGGCCGUCGCCGCUCUCGGAACCAAGGCCCGGUCACUCAUGGCGGGCUCCGGACACCUGGAUUUGCUGCAUGGCCUCCCGUCGCUUCGCUUCGAGGCGCCGCUGAGCGAAGGAGAGAAAAAAUUCAGUAAAAUGGUCAGGGUCCGCGCCUGGGCUCACACCGCAUGCAGUUGUGCUCACGCCGCUUUCUACUGCAGUCUUCUGACAGCCGUCAGAUGCCAUGUGCUGGAAAACACCUGUUUUCCCCAUUCCUGGAUGGCGAAGUUCCAGAUACUCCAAUCCAACAGCGGUUGUCUGCGCAUUGGAAUCCUGGGUGAGGGCCACCUUGUGAAGCAGCUGGUGUUAGUUUUGACUCAGCAUGGAAACGUGGCUCCAAUGCACAUCACCAUCUCCACCAAGAGACCAGAGACACUCGAGGAGCUAAUGGAUCUGGGAGUCCACUGCAUCUAUGACAACCAACAGCUGGCUGCUUCUGUAGACGUGUUAUUUCUCUGCUGUCAGCUAUUUCAACUGACACUGGUUUCCUCUCAGAUACGGGGCCACAUCUCCAAGACCUGCAUUGUGUACAGCCUGGUGACUGCGGUACCUGCGAAGAGGCUCCAGAAUCUCCUAGGACACAGCAACAUAGUGAGGCCACAGUAUAUUAUUCAAAAAGAUCCCUGGCUUUAUCUGUGGGAGAAGUAUAGAACUGUUGUUGAAGGUCUGCUUGUUCAGGAAGUGGUCGAAGAAACAAGCCCAUUUAAAUGGAAAAGUCAGAAAUGUGUGAAAGCAAAGUGGUUUGAGGAAGUUUUGUACUCGGUCCUGAAUGUAUGCAACUUUCUGAAAGUGCCUCACCUGAGCACAUUGAGGAUUCUCAACAAUCUGCUGUUUGGUGUCACACAAAGUCUGGAAGCUUUGCAUGAUCCAGAUUUAUUCGUGUGUGAAAGCUUCAUUACUGAAUCUUGUGCAGAAUCACUGUCACAUAACAGCCCUUUCCCCUGGAUCGACUUGCCUUCAGUGUCUACGCAGCCCACUCCCCUUACGAAAUUCUUCAGCAUACACCCACGGCUACAGGGGCAUUUCAGCUUUGUGUACCGCAUGAAGAUGUUAAAGAAGACAAACAAACUUGAUGACGAUGGAUGCUGUAGACUCCGAACCUCUGAAGAAAGAUGGACGAUGGAUUGGAAUUGAUCUAUUGAAUCCAUCA